GUGAAUUAGCGUCACUUCCGUGAAGCUUCCUAUUGGCUGCUACGAUUAGCCAAAAGUAGUGAAGUGAGGGACAAAAACAUUUUGUUGUUUGUGAAGUAUGAGGUUCUUUAAGGACGUUCUGGUUGGGUCUAACUACUACUAAUCUCAGGUCAUUUCAGAGCAGACAUGAGGCUGUGCUCAGCUCUUCUCCUCUGCCUGGCUGCAGCUGUGACCUCAGCCUAUGUGGUCUCACCCAGAAAAAUGUGGACCAAACUGAUUCUGACUCAGCAGUGGCCCCAGACAUUUUGCUCUAUGGAACACUGUCAUCCCAACAUCAGUCACUGGACACUGCAUGGACUCUGGCCAGAUUCAGGGAUGGACUGCAACAACUCAUGGGCUUUCAACUCUUCUGAGAUUGCGGAUUUGCUUCCUGACAUGAACAAAAGUUGGCCUAACUUACUUCAUCCCUCGUCCUCUGGUUUCUGGAAGUACGAGUGGCACAAACACGGCACGUGUGCUGCACGAGCCGAGUCUCUCAACAGUCAACAUAAGUACUUCAGCAAAGCACUGGAACUGUACCACAAACUGGACCUGGACAGCAUCCUGAGCAAGUUUGGGAUCAUACCUUCAGAAAAAUACUACACAUUUGCACAAAUUGAAGGAGUCAUUGAAAAUUUCUACGGUGUUAAACCUAAGAUUCAGUGUUUUCACCCAUCGAAGCAUCAGCCAAAUGCUGAUACCCAGGUUUUGGGACAGAUUGAAAUCUGUUUCAGCCCCGACUUCACCCUGAUGGACUGCGAGAAAAAGCAGGACUGGGACAAGUACUGGGCUGUGGACAAGCAGUCUGGGUUCAGUGUGUGUGACCAUCAUAUACCAGUGUGCUACCCAUUGGCUUCGUAGAGCGUAUACAUGUUUACACUGAACUGCAGGUUAGCAUCUGGCGUGUACUGGAAUUGGAAGCCAUGCUCACAUACACUCCCUGUAAUUUUUUUGCUUCAGGAAAUCAACAUCCUAAUUUAAAAAAAUCCUCCUAGAUUUACAGUGGAUGUAGAUUUACUCUAAGGAAACACUGUAGUACUUAAAUCAGUUAUCUUGAUUACCUUAUCUUGAUUUUUUUUUUUUUAGGGGGGGGUUGUCAUUGAUCUGUGGUUUUAAAGGGGUUAAAACUAGGCGACCAGUCAACUAGCUGUAGCAAACCUAGCAUUAGACAGACCAUGGCAUCGUUAGGUCUGAUAUUUUAAACUGCCAACACAAAUCAUAGACUGUAUGUAAUUUAAAAGGACAAAGGUGAUUAAUUAACCCUUGAAAUGUCCUCUCUAACACCAACGCCCUUUGAUCCCUAGAAAUGACCACUUCAGUGUAACAUCUAUGGUCUAAUGCCACUCCUACUUGUCACUACAUAAAAGAAUAACUAGAAAAAGAAAGAACACAUUUUUUUGUUAAGUUUUAUUUUGGGUUAGAAGAAGUCGGAGGUCAACCCAAGGGUUAAGCUUUUAGAGGAAGUAAAAAUAAUAAUCAAAGAAAAAGGCACGUUCACCGGCUUCAGUAUUUCACACAGCUGGGGCCUUGUUAAAGCACUUAGUGCUGAGUCAAUUUAUUAUAUACAAUCUAUUACUUAUAAUCAUCUAAUGCUAGUUUUGGUUUGUGACACUAUAUCAACUACCUGAUUUAAAAAUGUAAACACAAUCGUACCUCAGUAUGUUUAUGUUUUUGUUUGUUUUGUUUUUUUUGUUGCAGUUUUUUUUCUUUAGGUAUACAGACAUCUAGAAAAGCAACAAACAUUAGUUCCUCUUCAGUUUAAUUCAAAUGGAGCUGCUUUAGAGAAACUCUUUCUCUCUUUACUUGAACUCAUGUAGAUUUUAAACUGAAUAAAGCAUGUUCCAAUUGGUC
Cynoglossus semilaevis (tongue sole) is the source of this 1869-nucleotide messenger RNA. It is a transcript of the gene rnaset2, whose product is annotated as ribonuclease T2. The record is from RefSeq and is a predicted model, not a curated record. Gene Ontology annotation, cellular component: extracellular region. Gene Ontology annotation, biological process: RNA catabolic process. NCBI's taxonomy places the organism in Eukaryota, Metazoa, Chordata, Actinopteri, Pleuronectiformes, Cynoglossidae. The transcript is spliced from 10 exons. Gene Ontology annotation, molecular function: ribonuclease T2 activity; RNA binding. Bases 166 to 879 code for a protein of 237 amino acids.